Molecule: messenger RNA, 1902 nt
Organism: Aspergillus tanneri
Lineage: Eukaryota; Fungi; Ascomycota; Eurotiomycetes; Eurotiales; Aspergillaceae
Exons: 6
Coding region: 1-1902 (633 amino acids)
Source: RefSeq, a predicted model, not a curated record
AUGUCCCUCCAGGAGAUACAGGAACAAGAAGAGCAGCGACUACGUGAGCAAGCCGAACGGUCACAGAUAGAAGAGCAGCGACAUCGAGAAGAAGAGCAGCAACGACGUGAAGAAGAGCAGCGACUACGUGAGCAAGCUGAGCGAUCACAGAUAGAAGAACAGCGACUCCGAGAGCAAGCUGAGGAACAACUGAAGCUCCAGACACAAGAAACAACGCUUCCCGAAUUUCUCGACGCCUGCCAUGUGCACUUAUUUCUCGGUCUCUCCAUCCAGAAAGACAAAGACUCGUCCACAAAGGCGACCCGGCAAACGCCGACCACUUCAAUAUGGGAGGACCUAAUGAAUACCGAGUUCGUGACCAAACGCCAUUUUACACCAUUAUUGGCAUUGAAGGAAUUUGGAAAAGAGGCCCGAGAGAGGAUGCAAGAACGCUAUACAGCCGAGGAGUCCCGACCCCGAGCCGACCAGAUUUGUGUUUAUAAUAAGGGCCCAGAAGGAAAGGUCCCGGUGUUUAUUAUUGAAUACAAGGCACCCCAUAAAGUUUCUCUCGCCCAUAUUAAGUCUGGACUUCAAGACAUGGAUCUUGAUGAAGUACUCCGCUUACAAAAAGAGGAAUCACCAGAAGACAUCUGCCGACGUGUUGUGGCGGCAGUGAUCACCCAAACAUUUUCUUACAUGAUUCAUGGAGGCCUGGAGUAUGGCUAUGCGUGUACUGGUGGUGAAGCGUUUAUAUUUCUUCGUGUGCUUUAUGAUAACCCUUCCACCGUAUAUUACUACUUGUCAGUGCCAGAAGAAGAUGUUGGACAAACAACAGGAUGGACAGGCGAUCCGAGCGGCGCUAACCGUCUGCAUUUAACUGCGCUCGUACGCAGACUCAAGACCUGGGAGAUGGUAUACGACGAUCUUUUGGAUGAAAUCGCAGAGAAGGACAUUCCUUCUUCCGACUUUAAACCAUCGACACAGAGUCGGAACGAAUACUGUCUUCUUCGCAAAAAAUCGAGGUUGUUUAGUCAUGAUGAUGACGCCGGGGAUGGCUUUGAUCCUAACACGCCUAGUCGACGACCCCAAAAACCCCGCCUUCCUCAACCGUCGGCUUCCUCGUCAUUAACGGCAGUGGAAAAAUCGCAAGGUUCACGCUCCAAAGGCAAGUCUCGGCAGUAUUGCACACAGCAGUGCCUCCUAGGCCUAAUUAAGGGAUGGGAAUUAGAUCAGAAAUGUCCCAACGUGUUAGACCAUGGAAUUAAUCGACACCGACUAAAUCAGACAACUCUUAUUCAUCGGCUGGACCGGCAGCUCUCAAGGGAUAAUUUGCAGCUUGAUUCGCAGCUGGGGUGCGAAUCGCUGCAUGUUCAUGGGACUUGCGGGGCUCUUUUUAAAAUCAUACUAUGGUCACACGGAUAUACCUUUGUAGGUAAAGGUGCGCCAGUCGAGUUUUUGGGGGGCUCGAAGCACGAAGAGCUCAUGUAUUCACAUCUCUCUCCAAUCCAAGGGGUAUCCGUGCCAGUGCUACUUGGUAGCCUACGACUUCGCCGCCCAUUCUAUUAUGAUGGUAUUGCUGAGAUGGUCCAUCUGAUGUUCAUGGGUUACGCUGGAAGGACGCUUGCAAGCAGACAUGAUCUCGAUCACGGUCGACUAAUUCAACAAGCCGAGAAAUCCUUGCAGGCGAUUCACGAUCUACGUGUGCUUCAGGGUGAUCCAAUACCCAGCAAUAUGGUUGAGGAAAAUGGACGGGUGAUGUUCAUUGAUUUUGAGCGAGCAACGUUGCAAACCCGACGAAUACCACUGGGUGGCAUUUCACCUAAUCAGAAACGCAAACGGGGGUUCUGCUCCUGGGAGAAGAGUCCAAACAAGCGCCUUGACUGUUUUGAGCGCGAGAAGCGACGUAUGAGGCAUGGAUUAUAA